Messenger RNA from Symbiodinium natans, 351 nucleotides. NCBI's taxonomy places the organism in Eukaryota, Dinophyceae, Suessiales, Symbiodiniaceae. The record is from the annotation of a GenBank genome assembly.
AUGGCGAAGAAAGAGACCGUGGUCCGCCAGCAGUUUCGGCCUAGCAGGUGUUUCCUGCGUUUCCAGCUAGUCUUUGGUACGCCGCCGGCCGACCCACCCACGGCAGCAGUGUUUCAAGCAGCCGUGACCGAGGCACUGUCGACGUCCUUCGGCAACAUCGGCAGUGGGUUGCUACAGUGGUCACUCCUGUCGCUCAGCGAGGCCGGGCUCGGCAUCCUCCGCGUCCGCCCCGAGCAGAUGCCGCAGCUUCGCUUCGCGCUCACCAUGAUAACGCGCUGCGGCGGCAAGCGCUGUCGAGCUGAUGUGCUGGCGGUUGCACCUUCCCUCGCCGCACUGGCGUGUGCAAGAUGA